Messenger RNA from Manacus vitellinus (golden-collared manakin), 1398 nucleotides. RefSeq names its product general transcription factor IIB (gene GTF2B). The transcript is spliced from 7 exons. The record is from RefSeq and is a predicted model, not a curated record. Gene Ontology annotation, molecular function: TBP-class protein binding; RNA polymerase II general transcription initiation factor activity. NCBI's taxonomy places the organism in Eukaryota, Metazoa, Chordata, Aves, Passeriformes, Pipridae. Bases 115 to 1065 code for a protein of 316 amino acids. Gene Ontology annotation, cellular component: nucleus; transcription preinitiation complex. Gene Ontology annotation, biological process: transcription preinitiation complex assembly; transcription initiation at RNA polymerase II promoter.
CGCCCCCUCGCGGGACCCGUAGGAGCGCCCGGCGGCCCCGCCCCGCCGCUGCCGGUAUUUAAUAACCGGGACCUUCCCCCGAACCGUCUCCGGCACCGCUGCGGCACCGGCGAGAUGGCGUCCACCAGCCGUUUGGAUGUACUUCCGCGGGUGACUUGCCCAAAUCAUCCGGAUUCCAUUUUAGUGGAGGAUUACAGAGCUGGUGAUAUGAUUUGUUCUGAGUGUGGGCUAGUAGUAGGUGACCGGGUCAUAGAUGUAGGGUCAGAGUGGAGAACUUUCAGCAAUGACAAAGCAACAAAAGAUCCAUCUCGAGUUGGGGAUACCCAGAAUCCUCUGUUGAGUGAUGGCGACUUGAGUACAAUGAUUGGCAAGGGCACAGGUGCAGCAAGUUUUGAUGAAUUUGGGAAUUCCAAGUACCAAAAUCGCAGAACUAUGAGCAGCUCUGAUCGUGCGAUGAUGAACGCUUUUAAAGAGAUUACGAACAUGGCAGACAGAAUCAACCUCCCUAGAAAUAUAGUUGAUCGAACAAAUAAUUUAUUCAAGCAAGUGUAUGAGCAAAAGAGCCUGAAGGGAAGGAGUAAUGAUGCCAUUGCUUCUGCUUGUCUCUACAUAGCCUGUAGGCAAGAGGGCGUUCCAAGAACAUUUAAAGAAAUAUGUGCAGUGUCCAGGAUUUCAAAGAAGGAGAUAGGUCGGUGUUUUAAACUUAUUUUGAAAGCUCUUGAAACCAGUGUUGAUUUGAUUACAACUGGAGACUUCAUGUCACGAUUCUGUUCCAAUCUGGGGCUUCCCAAACAAGUACAAAUGGCAGCAACGCACAUUGCCCGUAAAGCUGUGGAAUUAGAUUUGGUUCCUGGGAGAAGCCCUAUCUCUGUAGCAGCUGCAGCUAUUUACAUGGCAUCACAAGCUUCUUCAGAGAAAAGGACACAAAAAGAAAUUGGUGAUAUUGCUGGUGUGGCUGAUGUUACAAUUAGACAGUCAUACAGGCUGAUCUACCCUCGAGCUCCAGAUCUCUUCCCAGCAGACUUCAAAUUUGAUACCCCAGUAGACAAACUACCACAGCUGUGAAAUUGCAGAGGGUUAAUUUCUAUUAAAAAAAACCCCAAACCCAACAAACUCUUUAUUUUUGCCUAUAAUAAAGGAUGUACAAAGUGUUAAUAUUGAGUCUUCAUGUUGUGGAACUGGAGGAGAUGGAGAUGGAGCGUAACUGCUGGAACGCAGCACACAUUCCAAGGGUAAACGAGCUCAUUGUGGCAUUUUGUAUGUAUAUACUAGUGGAAGAAAAUAUUUAAUGACUGUUGCAACAAAUUUAAUUUCAUAUUGUUGUACUUAUUUAGAUUUCUUUUGUAGGGAUCUAGUAAGAUGUAUUUUGGAAAAUUUAAAAUAUUGUGUAAUUCCCAA